Penicillium taxi is the source of this 768-nucleotide messenger RNA. RefSeq lists its product as uncharacterized. The coding region runs from base 1 to 768 and encodes 255 amino acids. The transcript is spliced from 2 exons. The record is from RefSeq and is a predicted model, not a curated record. Lineage: Eukaryota; Fungi; Ascomycota; Eurotiomycetes; Eurotiales; Aspergillaceae.
AUGGAUACCGAAGAUGGGCGAGUGCCCGACCACCCCUCACCUGAGCCCACUUUUGAGCCCGUUAUUGAACAGGAGCAAUCCGUAUCUGAGCAAUCUGUAUCUGAGCAAUCCGCACCUGAACAAUCCGCACCUGAACAAUCCGCACCUGAACAAUCCGCACCUGCCGCACAGCAGCACACACCUCAGCAGCCAGAGCCAGAGGCUCCUUCUUUUGACAAAACUGCUCUCCUCAACCACAUUGCUGCUUUGAAAUCUCGCAUUGCUUCCCUGACAGGAAACCCAGGAGUGAUUGCUACUUUUUUUAUGUCCGCACGGGAUGGCGCUAUUAUCUACACUGACUGGGAUCGUGCUCCUGUUGCUGAUCGCAAUGCCGCUGACGUGAAUGGUGUGGCUGAUUCAGGCUCAGGCUCAUAUCACUCGUUUCCAGAGGCGAUGGCUUCGGAAAUCUUCGCUUACGUGACUUCUGCAACUCGCUUUUCUCAGUCUUUCACUCGUCCCAUCCUCGCUUUCCACGAUGAAGCCUUCCCUGCCGAGAGUAUCCCAAGGGAGGAGGACCGAGUUGGUCUGCUUAGAAUGCGCACUCAAUCUUCGGAGGUGAUCAUUUUCCCAACCUCGAAUUACAUAAUGUGUGUUCUCAACAAGAUCACUGUGAAAGAACGCGCCACCAAGACCACUAACGGUCCUGGCCCUAUCCAUGUUACCCGUGUCUCCACUGCGGACCCUGCAGACCUCGUCCGGGGCCUCUCUGUCCAGGAUCCCACCUCCUAG